CAGCAGCAGCAGCAGCACAGGUUGUGGUUGUUGUUGCUCUCUCUCCCGCCCCGACCUGUUCAUGAGUCACCUGUAUAACCUGGACUCCCGCUGCGUGUCGCCAUGCUUCCCCAUGUUCGCCCUGGAGACCGCUAACUUCUACGAGGCGGGUAACCCCGCGGGGCUGUCGCUGGUGAAGCCGAGUCGGGCUCUGUGCGAGGAGGAGGGGGGCGGCAGUCUGGUGGAGCUGAACCCGGCGGCGGGCGGCGGUGUGGGGACGGACCACAUGUACGAGGAGGAGACGGCCAUCGACUUCAGCCCCUACGUGGUGGAGCCGGGCCCGGGGGCGCCGCUGGAGCUGUACAACGACGAGCUGUUGGCGGACCUGUUCUCCGGCAAAGCGGACAAGUCCCAACAGCCCGACUAUGGCUUCCUGCAGCCGGGGGCCGGGCACCUGCUGGGCUCGGCGGGCGGGGGGGGGUCCGGGGGCCACCAGCACAGGGCAGCCUUCCCCCCGCAGCCCCCACCCGCACGGGGCUACGACCAGAGACUGGACCUGUCCAAAGUGGUGGUGAAGCGGGAGAGGGACGAGGCGGGUCCGCCCCGCACCUCACUGCACAGCCAAGUGGCCGCCUGCGCCCAGACCGCCGUCCACCUGCCCACCGGCCAACCCACCCCCCCCACCAGCCCCGAGCCCAGCCCCGCGCACCAGCAGCACCAGCAGCAGCACCAGCAGCACCAGCAGCAGCACCGAGCCCCCGGUAAGGACAAGGGCAAGAAGUCGGUGGACCGCCACAGCCCCGAGUACCGGCAGCGGAGGGAGAGGAACAACAUCGCCGUCAGGAAGAGCCGCGACAAAGCCAAAGUGCGCAAUCAGGAGAUGCAGCACAAGGUGAUGGAGCUGAACGCCGAGAACGAGCGUCUGCACAAAAAGAUCGAGCAGCUGAGCAGGGAGUUGGCCAUCAUGAGGAACUUUUUCGAGCAACAGCAGCAGCAGCAGCAACAACAACAACAGCCGCAGCCCAGCGGGGGCUCCUUCCUCAGCACAAGUGCAGAGUGCCGGUGACCGCUCAAUGCACCCCCUCCCCUCCCCCUCCCCUCCCCCCUCCCCCCUUUAAUAUUAAGGGGGGGGACAAAAAGAGGACACGACAGACCCCGAUACCUCAACCAAAGAGACCGUUGUUUCUCGCGAGUACUGUGAACGGACAAACUUUCCCUCUGGACCCCCGAUCCCCCCCCACACACACACACACACACCGUUUGCAGCCCCAGAGGUGGUGUGGACAGACAGACGGGGACUCUCUGCGGUCCCCCCCUCCCCUCCCCCCUCCACAGGACUGCAGCGACCCCAGAGGGGCGGACCUUCCUAAAUUAUUUUUUUUAUAUAUAUAUAUCUAUAUAAUUCUUAAUUUUCUAUACUCUCAUUAACGCAUUAAUGCAACUAAAGGUACAUUUAUACACGGGACGAUUCGCGAACUUUAUAUUUUUCCAAUUAGUCGAAAUGGUUGAUACAGCGCAUGGUUGACACUCGUUUUUAUAUUAAUGUGCAUUUAGAUCUUGUGACCCGUUGUACGGAAUCAUUAAAUACUUUAAACCUUU
Molecule: messenger RNA, 1578 nt
Organism: Callorhinchus milii (elephant shark)
Lineage: Eukaryota; Metazoa; Chordata; Chondrichthyes; Chimaeriformes; Callorhinchidae
Gene: cebpd
Product: CCAAT enhancer binding protein delta
Biological process (GO): regulation of transcription by RNA polymerase II; regulation of cell differentiation; DNA-templated transcription
Molecular function (GO): DNA-binding transcription factor activity, RNA polymerase II-specific; RNA polymerase II cis-regulatory region sequence-specific DNA binding
Source: RefSeq, a predicted model, not a curated record